This is a messenger RNA of Colletotrichum navitas, 633 nucleotides long. RefSeq lists its product as uncharacterized. Bases 1 to 633 code for a protein of 210 amino acids. The transcript is spliced from 3 exons. NCBI's taxonomy places the organism in Eukaryota, Fungi, Ascomycota, Sordariomycetes, Glomerellales, Glomerellaceae. The record is from RefSeq and is a predicted model, not a curated record.
AUGGCCAUAGUGUCAUCGUCGUGGAGCGGUCAUAACGUUCUGUACGUUGGAGUCGUCACAAGAAAGGCCAUCAAUAUCGGCGUCCAGGCGUGGAUGGAAUGCAAGGAUACCUUCGACUUCCCCCAGCGCAUGAGCGUAUCAACAAGUGGGUCGAUGCAGUUCACUGAUAUUAACCGACUCGAUGUACUCAACCCUGGGGAGGGACCUGGACUCCUCGAGAAGUACGAGGACAUCACCCUCCCCGGUUUCGACAACUUCCCUGAGCUGGGAUCCGCCCUGGAGUACCUCGUCAUGUUAUUCGAUGACUGUGUCGAGAAAUGCGACAUCGCUGCUGUCCCCAAGAUAUGGGACUCUACCGCGAUGACCCUUGAUGACACCAUGGAUGUGCCCGUAUUCUUUGUGACGCAGGCCUACGUAAACACCAAGUGUGUCCUUACUGCCUUCGAACCCGCGGGCGAGAACCUGCCCCCCCAGAAGACGGACAGACGGAGCAAGAGGUCUUUGAAGUUCAGAUUCAUACCGUCAUCACCGUCUUCCCCGGGAUCCUUCGCUACUUGUCGCGAGAGACUAGUGCCGCCUACUCGAACAAGUCGCCCGUCCCUGGGUCCGCUAACUACAGUUCCCAACGCAUGA